Messenger RNA from Hibiscus syriacus, 1065 nucleotides. RefSeq names its product peroxisomal membrane protein 13-like. The record is from RefSeq and is a predicted model, not a curated record. Lineage: Eukaryota; Viridiplantae; Streptophyta; Magnoliopsida; Malvales; Malvaceae. The transcript has 5 exons. The coding region runs from base 58 to 882 and encodes 274 amino acids. Gene Ontology annotation, cellular component: peroxisomal membrane; peroxisomal importomer complex; peroxisome. Gene Ontology annotation, biological process: protein import into peroxisome matrix, docking.
CGAGGCGCAAUAACGCUUUCCUCAAAUUCCUUCUUCACUUGAUUUGACCCAGAAUCCAUGGAUUCUAAUUCCCAACAACCAGCUACAGGUGGCUCUCCACCUAAACCAUGGGAGCAAGCCGGGGGCACGGCUGGUUCCGGACCCUUUAAGCCACCGUCGCCUGGCAGCACAAGUGAUGUGGUUGAGGCAUCUGGAACAGCUAGACCAGGUGAAAUUGUUUCAACUGCUGAUGCUACUGCUGCUGUGAAUGGAAAUGCUGUUGGUAGGCCUUUACCCAACAGGCCUUGGGAGCAACAGAAUUACGGAAGCACUUAUGGAGGUUAUGGUUCUGGCUUAAACUACAACUCAGGGUAUGGUUCAUCGUAUGGCGGUGGAUUGUAUGGCAACAACAUGUAUAGAGGAGGCUAUGGUGGUCUUUACGGGAACUCUGGAAUUUACAGUGGUGGAAUGUAUGGCGGUGGUCUCAGUGGUUUUGGGGGUCCAGUGGGUGGUUAUGGGAUGGGCAUGGGUCCAUAUGGUGAGCAAGAUCCAAAUAAUCCUUUUGGUGCUCCCCCAUCCCCACCAGGCUUUUGGAUAUCCUUCCUCCGCGUGAUGCAAGGUGUUGUUAACUUCUUUGGCCGGGUAUCUAUUUUGAUAGACCAGAAUACAGAAGCAUUCCGCAUGUUGAUGACCGCCCUUCUUCAGCUUUUCGAUCGUGGGGGAAUGUUGUACGGAGAAUUGGCUAGAUUUGUGUUAAGACUGCUGGGAGUCAAAACGAAACCCCGAAAGCUUAAUCAACCAGGUCCUCCUGGACCCCAUAAUCUUCAUGGGAAUCAAAACUUUAUUGAGGGCCCAAAGUCUGCUCCAAGUGGUGCAUGGGACAAUGUAUGGGGAGAAAAUUAGUUUGACGAUCAACAAUUCGAGAUUGACCUGAAAUUCCAAAGGGCGUGGCCACAGCACAGAGGAGACAGAAACAACUACUUGCACCUGUUACUACUCUGCUUGAUGAUAUGCUCAUCUGAAGAGUGGCCAAGUUUUUUCCUGCAAGUGUCUAAAUAUAGCAAGUAUUCCGCUACUGUUAAAAAA